UCCCCUCUCGUCCCUUUCCUCCUUCCGGUCUCGCAUCAGAUGGCGACGAGCACAAGUAGCAGCAGUAACCAACCAUACAGACCUUACCGCCAUCUCAAAACCCUAACUGCUCACCAACGUGCCGUCUCCUGCGUCAAAUUCUCCAACGACGGCUCUCUUUUGGCUUCUGCUUCUCUCGACCGAACCCUAAUCAUCUGGUCUUCCCCCACGUUCUCUCUCCUACACCAUCUUACCGGGCACUCCGAUGGCAUCUCUGACCUCGCUUGGUCCUCUGACUCUCACUACAUUUGUUCUGCCUCCGACGACCGAACCCUCCGCAUCUGGGAUGCUGGCGCCUCUAGCGGUGAAUGCGUUAAAACCCUCCGUGGCCACUCCGACGUCGUUUUCUGCGUCAACUUUAAUCCCCAGUCUAAUUUCAUUGUCUCUGGUUCUUUUGAUGAAACGAUUCGGAUCUGGGAGGUUAAGACAGGCAAGUGUAUUCAUGUAAUCACUGGUCAUACUAUGCCUGUCACCUCUGUGCACUUCAACCGAGAUGGUUCCCUCAUCGUCUCCGGCAGCCACGACGGUUCCUGUAAGAUUUGGGAUGCUAGCUCUGGCACUCUCUUAAAGACCCUGAUCGACGAUAAGGUUCCUGGCGUCUCAUUCACCAAGUUCUCGCCCAAUGGCAAGUUUAUACUUGUUGCCACUCUUAAUGACACUCUGAAGCUAUGGAACUACUCAAUGGGGAAGUUCUUGAAAAUUUAUACAGGUCACGUGAACAGAGUAUAUUGCAUAACUUCAACAUUUUCUGUGACAAAUGGGAAAUAUAUAGUCAGUGGAUCAGAAGAUCGCUGCGUUUAUUUAUGGGAUCUCCAGUCGAAAAAUAUGGUUCAGAAACUUGAAGGCCACACAGAUACUGUAAUAUCUGUUACCUGUCACCCAUCAGAGAACAAAAUUGCUUCUGCUGGCCUUGACGGUGAUAGAACGGUGAGGAUUUGGGUACAAGACCCCUGAAUUGGAGCGAAAAUUGUACUACAACAACAACAAUAACCUUAGGGAGGAUAUAGAGCGAGCGAGACUGUAUAUGGAUUAAUUUGUCCGUCAUACGUCGUAAUUUUCUUCUUUCAAUUCUACGCUAUCUUAAUACAUUGAAUGAAAGCUUUUGUUCACGCAUGCAAAUUUUGAGGGAGUUUUCUUCUACCA
Prosopis cineraria is the source of this 1182-nucleotide messenger RNA. RefSeq names its product COMPASS-like H3K4 histone methylase component WDR5B. Gene Ontology annotation, cellular component: Set1C/COMPASS complex. Gene Ontology annotation, molecular function: histone binding. The record is from RefSeq and is a predicted model, not a curated record. Lineage: Eukaryota; Viridiplantae; Streptophyta; Magnoliopsida; Fabales; Fabaceae. Bases 40 to 993 code for a protein of 317 amino acids. The transcript has 2 exons.